Penicillium chermesinum is the source of this 705-nucleotide messenger RNA. RefSeq names its product OPI10 family protein. Gene Ontology annotation, molecular function: nuclear import signal receptor activity. Gene Ontology annotation, cellular component: cytosol; nucleus. Bases 1 to 705 code for a protein of 234 amino acids. NCBI's taxonomy places the organism in Eukaryota, Fungi, Ascomycota, Eurotiomycetes, Eurotiales, Aspergillaceae. The transcript has a single exon. Gene Ontology annotation, biological process: protein import into nucleus. The record is from RefSeq and is a predicted model, not a curated record.
AUGUUCUCCGUCGUGGUUCCAGGCCGGCCGUGCCUCACAGAUAUCGUCGCUGUAGACAGCCAACCAAACGGCCAAGCCACCAAAUUCGCCUUCUCAAUCCCCGCCAAUCCCCCUUUCACCGACCUUGUCGUGUUCCUGCUCCCGGGCACCGUCUUCCCGCCGGACACCGGAGCCGCGAUCUAUAUCCAGACCCCCGACCCAUCAGGCUCCCCCACAGACUUCCGCUUCAUUGGCGCUCUCGCCAACGAGAAGCCUUCAGGCAUCUUUCCCGUCCAGAGCCCUCUUCCAACCCCCAAUGGCGCCCCCAGCACCGAGGCAGAGCAAGAAGACGAGAUGCUCGACGAGGGCGCCGCAGCCGGUGCCGCAGCCAAUGCCGUCAUAACCCUCGGUAUUUCAAUCGAGCCUGCGCAGAAUAUUGCGCCGCAGCUCGCCGCGCUGGAGGAAGAUGCGUCGCAGAAAGGCGCCCUCGUGCGCGUGCCGCAGGGCCAGGCGCAGCAGAAGCAGAUCUCGACAAAAGUGCUUGCGCAGCGGGUGAUUGGGAAUGCGUUCAAUUUCCUGGCGAGCUUUGCGGAGUCAGACCCGAAGAAACAGGGCCAUGAAGUCGUGUCGCUGAAGAGCUUCCGCGAUUGGUGGGCGAAGUUCGAGAGGCGGAUCGAUAUGGAUCCUACGUUCUUGGAGAGGGUGGAUCCUAAUGCGGAAGGAUAG